AAAAUCAUCACGCCAUUACGGCGCAUGCGCAAGAAUUUAGGUUAUGUGACACUUGACCCAGUGCUCUCACCUUUCGUGUUUUCCAUUAGUGAAAUACCAGUUCGCCAUUUUUGCUAAAUUUUGGAAAUUUUAACAAAACCGUAAAAAUGAACAACGCACGGCAAUCCUUGGCUUUGGGGCGCCUCCUUGUGCGAGAAUUCAGCAAAACAGCCCCCAGGGGCACGGAACAGCCGGGCCCCAGGUUUCACAAGUUGAAGGAGAUCCAGAAGAAAUUUGGGGUUGAAGACAACGUUCCAGUGUACUUGAAAGGGGGCGUCGGCGACAAAAUUCUCUACUCGUUGACUGUAUUGAUCACAGCUGCAGGUCUCGGCAUGUCCAUUGAGUCGUGGUACCGAUUGGCCAAUAAAUAAACAUAACUUGUUCUGUAGUGUACUAUAGUUAAGUAAAUUCCAACAAUAAAAUUUAUUUAAACAAA
Tribolium castaneum (red flour beetle) is the source of this 475-nucleotide messenger RNA. It is a transcript of the gene COX7AL, whose product is annotated as cytochrome c oxidase subunit 7A1, mitochondrial. Gene Ontology annotation, biological process: mitochondrial respirasome assembly; regulation of oxidative phosphorylation; mitochondrial electron transport, cytochrome c to oxygen. The record is from RefSeq and is a predicted model, not a curated record. The coding region runs from base 147 to 410 and encodes 87 amino acids. NCBI's taxonomy places the organism in Eukaryota, Metazoa, Arthropoda, Insecta, Coleoptera, Tenebrionidae. The transcript has 3 exons.